Teleopsis dalmanni is the source of this 900-nucleotide messenger RNA. RefSeq lists its product as uncharacterized. Gene Ontology annotation, biological process: DNA integration. The coding region runs from base 1 to 900 and encodes 299 amino acids. The transcript has a single exon. NCBI's taxonomy places the organism in Eukaryota, Metazoa, Arthropoda, Insecta, Diptera, Diopsidae. Gene Ontology annotation, molecular function: nucleic acid binding. The record is from RefSeq and is a predicted model, not a curated record.
AUGGUCACUGUAAACGGAACAUUUAAUAUAAUUCGAGUAGGAGGACGAUUGACCAAUGCACCAAUAGGCUUUGAUGCAAAAUUUCCAGCUUUACUGCCACGUGAUCAUCGGUUUUCUCAAAUUUUUGUGGAAUACUUACAUCGUAAACAUAUGCACGUUGGCCCUAAGGUUUUAAUUAGUAUAAUACGAUCUCAAGUGUGGAUAAUUAAUGCUCGGAAAGUAGUUCGAAAGGUAGUGCGUAACUGCGUUCACUGUUUCCACUAUAAACCGAAACUGUUACAACAAAUUAUGGGCUCGCUGCCAGCGGAUCGAUUAAUUGUGAACCGACCUUUUCUAAUAUCAGGAGUUGAUUUAUGUGGACCAUUUUAUACAACGUAUCGUAUUCGUAGUAAAGUCCCAUAUAAAACUUAUAUAGCAAUUUUUGUUUGCUUUUCGAAAAAAGCAGUUCACACUGAAUUAAUAUCAGAUUUAUCCACCAAUAAUUUCAUUCUAGGCCUAAAACGAUUCAUAGCACGUCGUGGACUGCCGCAGCGCAUUUAUUGUGACAAUGCAACAAAUUUCACUGGUGCGCAGUCACUAUUAAAUAAAUUUAAAGAACAAUUUUUCAGUCAGCAAGGGCUUAGAGAAAUGCUAGAGUACAGCAACAAUACUGGAUUUGAGUUUAAGUUCAUUCCGCCAAGAGCACCUCAUUUUGGUGGACUUUGGGAGGCGUCGGUGAAAUCUCUCAAAACAUUAUUAUUAAAAAAUUUGGCGCAAUCUAGCCUAACUUACGAAGAAUUACAAACCGUGAUUAUUGAAGCUGAAGCGAUUUUAAAUUCCCGGCCGAUAAUCCCUGAAAGAAAUUAUACAGUACAUACAACAUAUCAUAAUUAUCACGUUGGCAACGUGUUACGUACUUAA